UGAGUGCUCUUCGCAUGAAGUGGCUUUCGUGGCACACACUCGGAGAAGUUGUGAAAGGUUGUUUUUGGUCCAUACCUAUCACCAUAACCUUUUGUGACCUUAUUGGAACUGUUGCCAAGGUAGAAGGCUACUCCAUGUCACCCACAGUCAAUCCAAAAGUUGGUACCAGAGUAGAUUUGGUUUGGAUUGAUAGACUUUCUUUGUUACUGAAGGAUAUAAGACGAGGAGAAGUUGUUGUUCUUGCAUGUCCCUAUAACAAAAAUAAAAAGCUAAUCAAGAGAGUUGUAGCUCUCGAAGGAGAUCAUAUUUGGAGUAGAAAGGAAAGCCGAUUAACAUAUAUACCUCUUGGACACUGUUGGGUAGAAGGCGAUGAACAAGACAAAAGUACCGAUUCCAACCAAUUAGGUCCCGUACCUCAAGCACUUAUUGAAGGUCGAGUAAGUUUUAUCAUUUGGCCUUGGAGAAGAUGGGGAAGAAUACCACAACCAUCUGAACACUCUUCCGAGAAUAGACUUAUUCCUAAGCCUCCAAAAGAUAAACUUGUAGGAGCGGAAGCUCCUUCUAGGGAAGAGAAAAAAUUGGCGCGCCAACUGAAAGAUCUUGUCAGAAAGGACGGCUAUACUUCGCCUUUAGAUGAAUCCUUUUGUUCGUAUUUCACAUUAGUUCGCUAUUUGCGUGCGAGGGACCACAACCUUCGAUUGGCGAGAGACAUGCUAAUCGAAACUUUGCAGUGGAGAAGAGAAGUGCGUCCAGAACGUAUGCUUUGUAACUUAUGCUUACAUAAUCCACGAAGUCAUACCUUUCGUCCUUUGGGAGUUGACAAAGUGGGUAGACCAGUAAUGUACUCUUGUUUUGUCGGUCUGGAAGAUCGGAAUGCAGACAAUAACGUCAAGCAUCUUAUAUACUAUUUGGAAACAAUCUUCACAAACUCCUUUGCGGAGUCUUAUAUUUGGGUGUUGGAUUUUGUUGGGUUUUCAGCGCAAGAUCUCAAUCCUACGGUUGGAAAGAAGUCUUUAAAACUUUUUAGUGACCAUUAUCCUGAACGCCUUUUUCUUGCUGUUGUGGUGGAUGCGCCUUUAGUGUUUUCGUCACUUUGGUCGAUACUAAAGCCAUUUAUUUCAAAGAAUACUGCGAAGAAAAUUGAGUUUCGCAAGGUCAAAACAGUUCGUCCUUUAUUCGAAGAGCUCAUGCCAUCAGAAUUGGUUGAGAAGUUUUUUCAGGAAUUUGAAGAAAACCGGAAUCCCGAGGUCGCUAAAACCAAGCAGUGGUGGAAUUUACCACCUCUACCUCCACCAAGGUCUUGGAAGAAUAUGUCGUUGUCAAAAGAGCACAUAGAGUUUUCUGGAAGUUAAUGGGUGUGAUGAGUUUUUCAAAUGGAUAACUUCAAGAUCUACUUGACACUUUCUCUUCAUAGAAGAAUCAGACAAGUUCUGGUUUCAAGUUUUGGUUUAGAGAAGAAAGCUUUUAUUAUCAACAAUGGAGACUUCGUAUUUCUCCUAUGGUCGAAAAUUUCUUUAUUGAGUUUCAGUUAACAAUGCAUGUCAAUUCUAUAGGUUUGCUUUUGUAGAAAGGGAGUCUUUUAUAGUUUCUUUUUUUCGAUUAGCAUCUUUGUAGUAUAUUUUUUUCGAUUAUCGUGAGUCAGUCCAUAUCUCGUAUUCAGUUUCUGUGAGUCAUCCAAACCUCCAUUCAGUUUCUGUUUGAAUGAGUGAAAAAGGUUGUACGAUAUAUUAUCGCAGAGAUAUAGAAUUUACAUGCUCACACAAAGAAAUAAAAAAAAUUAGAAAUUCGAGAUUGUCCAUUCCUUCUUUUAAAGGGCUGAAAAGUAGCAUUUCCAAUUC
This is a messenger RNA of Galdieria sulphuraria, 1838 nucleotides long. RefSeq names its product mitochondrial inner membrane protease subunit. Bases 15 to 1352 code for a protein of 445 amino acids. The record is from RefSeq and is a predicted model, not a curated record. Gene Ontology annotation, molecular function: serine-type endopeptidase activity. The transcript is spliced from 6 exons. Gene Ontology annotation, cellular component: mitochondrial inner membrane peptidase complex; membrane. NCBI's taxonomy places the organism in Eukaryota, Rhodophyta, Bangiophyceae, Galdieriales, Galdieriaceae. Gene Ontology annotation, biological process: mitochondrial respiratory chain complex assembly.